AUGUGCCCCGGUGAAUCGGCUACUGAACAGGCGGCGCCAGUCCCUCCUGCCAUCGCUGAAGACGCCGUAGCUCAGAUUCCUGCUGAAUCUGACCUCGCAGUCGAUGACGAGAUCCAUGGCGAAGGAGACAACAGCAGUAUCAACACCUCGUCCACCGCGUCUCUUAUUGACUAUUGGGGUCCCAACGACGAGAAGCAGAAUGAUGCCCUUGAUUUCAACCACUACUGGAUGACCGACUUCUUGAAUGGGGAAUUGACAUUGGCACCCAUUGGCAAUACUCCUCAUUCGGCUCUUGAUAUUGGAACAGGUACUGGAAUCUGGGCGAUUGAUUUUGCUGAUAAGUACCCCUCUUCGGAUGUCAUCGGUGUUGACAUAUCCCCCAUUCAGCCUGCAUGGGUGCCUUCCAACUGCAGGUUUCAGAUCGAUGAUUUUGAGAAAGAAUGGACAUGGCCGGUUGACUACUUUGGCCUAAUCCACGGCCGCAAUCUUGAAGCGUGCAUUUCAGAUGUCCCCAGGUUCUUUGAGCAAGCCUUUGCACACACGCGGCCCAAUGGCUGGAUCGAGAUCAAAGAAAUCGACACAGAGUUACGAUCACAGUCAAAGGAGCUGACGGAUGACCAUAUCUAUCGGAGAUGGUACACGAACCUCGUUGCUGCUGCUACUCGACUUGGUAAAGAAGCCGAGGCUGCACGAAAUGGGUGCAUUACCCGAGGCAUGGCCCAAGCUGGAUACGUUGACAUUGUCGAAAAGAAAUGGAAGAUCCCCAUUGGCGGUUGGAGCGCCGACCCUAAGCUAAAGCACAUUGGGCAGUGUACGCUUGAAUUCAUUGACCAAUCCAUGGAAGGCUUUGGACUAUUCCUUCUCAAAGAAGUCAUGGGGUUCACAUACGAAGAGGUUGUCGUGAUAAUGAGCGAGGUGAGGGCCGCUUUGAGGGACCGUACAAACCAGACUUAUUAUUACUUGCAUAUUAUCUACGCCCGAAAGCCUGGAUCACCGGGGCAAGACAGCUCAGACUCGGCUGUAGCGGCGUAG
Messenger RNA from Colletotrichum navitas, 1032 nucleotides. RefSeq names its product methyltransferase. Gene Ontology annotation, molecular function: methyltransferase activity. The record is from RefSeq and is a predicted model, not a curated record. NCBI's taxonomy places the organism in Eukaryota, Fungi, Ascomycota, Sordariomycetes, Glomerellales, Glomerellaceae. The transcript is spliced from 8 exons. The coding region runs from base 1 to 1032 and encodes 343 amino acids.